Gadus macrocephalus (Pacific cod) is the source of this 1319-nucleotide messenger RNA. RefSeq lists its product as uncharacterized. Gene Ontology annotation, molecular function: actin filament binding. Gene Ontology annotation, cellular component: actin cytoskeleton; Arp2/3 protein complex. NCBI's taxonomy places the organism in Eukaryota, Metazoa, Chordata, Actinopteri, Gadiformes, Gadidae. The coding region runs from base 380 to 1147 and encodes 255 amino acids. The record is from RefSeq and is a predicted model, not a curated record. Gene Ontology annotation, biological process: Arp2/3 complex-mediated actin nucleation. The transcript is spliced from 8 exons.
AAAUAUUGGAUAGUUAUAGGAUUACAGUUUCUACUAUAUAUGUAGGACUACUGCAAAAAUGAGAAAGCACCAUUUUAUAUUGACUCAAGUAACUGAUAAACCAUUGAGGGCUGGGGAACGUCUAACUUGCAGGGAUUUCUAUUGUCCCCCAUGGCUCCUCAGAGACACACCCCUCUGCCUUCACUCCUCCCUUCGCUGUAAUCUCUGCCACUUCCUUCACCUCCUCCGUCAGACACUGCUCCAUUCGUGUUGACUGCCCAGAGUCCACGGAUUUGAUCUCAGGAAAAUAACCUCCACCUCCACCUCCAGGCAACCGCAUCAGCAGCGAUCCCCACGCAGGCCACUCCCUUCUCGACCGCAUUCUUCUGCGGGUUGAGACAUGUCCCUGUACAGCUUCGGCCUGGAGCCCUUGUCCUGCCACGCCUGGAACAAAGACAAGACGCAGCUCGCGGUCAGCCCCAACAACAAUGUUGUAUGCAUUUAUCAAAAGAACGGCAAAGAAUGGGACAAGACUCAGGAGCUGACUGAGCACAGUGGACGCAUCACUGGAAUCGACUGGGCCCCCGAGUCCAACCGCAUCGUGACGUGUGCCUCGGAUCGUAACGCCUACGUCUGGAGCCUGAAGGACGGGGUCUGGAAGCCCACGCUGGUGCUGGUCCGGAUCAACCGGGCGGCGACCUGCGUCAAGUGGUCGCCCCUGGAGAACAAGUUCGCUCUGGGCAGCGCCGCCCGACUCAUCUCCGUCUGCUACUUCGAGAAGGAGAAUGACUGGCUUGUGUUUAGGGCAACCCCACUGACCACAGAUCGCCUGCCUCUGAUGAGCGUGCUCUACGUUAGCCCGACUGAGAUUGUGGCUGCUGGCCACGACUGCGUCCCGUACCAGUUCUCCUACCAGGGACCCGGCGCGCUGAGCUUCGUCAAGAAGCUGGACAUCCCAAAGCAGACGUCCAAGGGCAGCAUGUCCGCCAUGCAGCACUUCCGCAACCUGGACAAGAGGGCCACCGACGACGACAUGAACGACCUGAACGCCCUGCACCAGAACAGCAUCACCCAGCUGCGUGUUUAUUCUGGGGAGAGAGCCAGGAUUGAGAAGUACAGCAGCGUGUCCCUCGAUGGAGCCAUGGUCGUAUGGGAGUUUAAGCAUUGAUACAAAGGUUGGUUCAAUUUCUUGAAGAUAAGGACUCAUGAAUCUACCGGUAUUGUCUUGAGACACAUCCAGGUCCUCUUCAUCGCAACACUCCCAAGACAAGCAGCUCCUCCAGGGGUCUUGUUAUUGAAUGACUGCUCUUUGUAAAAGGUGCAAUAAAGAAACUUGAUUC